Lathyrus oleraceus (garden pea) is the source of this 714-nucleotide messenger RNA. RefSeq lists its product as uncharacterized. NCBI's taxonomy places the organism in Eukaryota, Viridiplantae, Streptophyta, Magnoliopsida, Fabales, Fabaceae. The transcript is spliced from 3 exons. The coding region runs from base 1 to 714 and encodes 237 amino acids. The record is from RefSeq and is a predicted model, not a curated record.
AUGGAGGGGUAUGCUUAUCUGUUUGGUGUACCAGUUUCUGAUAGAGUUCCUUUUAGUGGGGUGGAAGGAAUUCUUGAAUCUAGGGUUGUUGCCGAAGCCAUUCAUCUGAAGAAGUCUGACAUAGAUUCCAAUUUCACUGUCAAAGGAUGUAUCAAAGGGUUGACUUUAAAGUUUCUAUUGGAAAAGGCCUUUUCUUUUUCCAAUCUUAGGAAUCUGGUUCCAACUUUGCUCAGUGAUACUUAUUUCUCCAUUCAUCAUAGGACUUCUAAAGGAGGUGGAACUAUAUCUCCUAUCUUCCAAGAAAACAAGGGUUGUUUGAGGUGGUCUCAAAGGCUCAUGUAUCUCACCAAUGAUGACAUUACUUGGUACUCUUCUAUUUACAACGACAUCGAGACUAUUGAUAGUUAUGAGGAGUUCUCUAAUGUGCCUCUUCUUGGUACACAUGAAGGAAUCAACUACAAUAUGACUUUGGCAAGAUGUCAAAUUGGGUUCGCUAUGAAGGGAAACCCUAAUAACACUUUGUUAGAAGGUUUCUUUUACCAAGAAGGGAAGGACACUCAAGGUUUGAAAGCUAGGAUAGUGCAUGCUUGGCAUAAUGUUCAAUGGAAAGGAAAAGGUGAGCUUGGAUUGAGGAAUUAUGUAGCUUUGGAGCCUUACACUAGUUGGGUGAAGAAGAGAGAAAAGGAAUUCAAGACGCCAUACGCUUAUGAAUGA